This is a messenger RNA of Seminavis robusta, 864 nucleotides long. The record is from the annotation of a GenBank genome assembly. NCBI's taxonomy places the organism in Eukaryota, Bacillariophyta, Bacillariophyceae, Naviculales, Naviculaceae.
CUACUACUAGUGCCCCCACAAUUCCAGCCCCAGCCAAAGCGAUUGAAGGAAAGCUCACAAAUCCAACUUCAGGAGCACGCUACGAAAGCAAGUCAAAACAAAACAAAACAAAACAAAACAAUCAUGAUGAAGAACUUCUCCUUAAAAGAUUUGGGCCUUGGAACCGGCAGCACCCACUCUUCUACGCCCAGUAAGAAAUCCAAGAAGCUGUCGAAGCAGUCCUCAACCGAAAGUGAAAACAUUACAGAUUUUAUGGAGAGAACAAGACGAAGCAAUCGAAGGAAGGAGACCAGAGAGUCCGACCAAGAGAGGCCUUCUUCCACCGGGGACUUGGCUCGUCUUUCACGUGGUCGCAAGUCCAGCAAUGGCUUGAACAAACUCAAGACACCCAAGCAUGUGCGCAAGUCCCUGGCGGACCUCAAGUUAAAGGAUGCGGGAAAGGAAGACUCGAAUGUCACUGAAUUCAUCGAUAGCAUGAAGAAGAAGGAAGGAAUGAAGAAGACUUGGAGUUUCGGCGACAAGGCUGCUAUGGGACUUAGCAAAGAGGACCUGGCCAAGCACGCCGAGCGUCUUUUGACUGAGAAGCAGCAGAAGAAGCCUCAGAUUCGAGACAAAUUCUCCAAGGACCACAAGUACCUGGAGCAAGACGAUGUUGACAACAUCUACAAGAUGGUUCUACAAAUGAAAGAAUCGGAAAAGGGAGCAGAGCUUCUAGAGGACUUUGUGCACAAGCAAGCUGGUUGCCAACCACGCAACAGGCAUCAUCAACCUGCUGUUCCCGCGGAGAUCAAGAUGCGCUAAGGAAAAGCAAAUGAUUGGGUUAGUUCAUGCAUAAUAGUAAUAAUAGGAAGAGUCUAGUACAGU